This is a messenger RNA of Asterias rubens (European starfish), 1508 nucleotides long. RefSeq lists its product as uncharacterized. The transcript is spliced from 4 exons. Lineage: Eukaryota; Metazoa; Echinodermata; Asteroidea; Forcipulatida; Asteriidae. The record is from RefSeq and is a predicted model, not a curated record. The coding region runs from base 138 to 860 and encodes 240 amino acids.
CUUGGCUACUGAUGUACGUUUUCCAUUUAUCAUUGCGUCUUCCAUUCCGAAGCAGCUCAUGUUCGUGUGUCGUCGUCUUCUACUGAGAAGACAUUACUCGUUGCAUGUAACUUUUGGUUAACUCGAUUGAAAGAAACAUGAAGAACCUGGUUCUAUUCCUGUUGUUGGUUUGUACCCUUCAUGGUAGCUGUGUCUCUCUAGAGUGCUACAAAUGCACAUUUUCUGAUGAAGGCUGCCAAGAUUUGUCAAUAUCGGCACCACCAGGUUUUGAAACCUGCCCCGACGGUAGUGUAUGUCAUGUCAGACAAACAACUUUAGCAAAUGGAGAAGUAGUCGACGCUUCAAGAGGCUGUAUACCAGACUCUGACUGUUUUAACGGUUGCUCUGGGUUUCUUAGUGAGUCACAAGAAUGUACCUCUUGCUGCAAUGAAGACCGCUGCAAUAGUGAUGUACCCUAUUAUGGAGACGUUUCCUGCUAUGACUGUUAUAACAUCCCAAUACUAGGGACCACUGCGUGCGGUGAGCCUUUCAACCCACGUGAUGCCAAGGUUCAAACGACUACAUGCUCACAUGGCAAAUGUGCGGUCUACUUUCUAAAUGAAACAUCCACAAAGACAGUUCUGCAGAGAGGAUGUCCAUUGACAGAAUACUUAUGCAUGUCGGAUAAAACCCAAUGCAUGGAAGACAUGUGUAUGGACUGCUGCUCGGGUAACUUAUGCAACGGACCACCCACUGUAAGAAGUGCUAACAACAAUGGACAAAACGCUGGAAACAACGGGCAAGCUACUAAUCGAGACAGCAAUGGCUUUAACAUGUUAGUUAUGUCACUUGCCAGCAUUUUGCUGAUGAUUGGUUCAUAGAUAACUGGCGGAUUUGAUUUAUUGAAUAGCCGCCUUCUUUCGAGUUGCAAUGACAUUAGUGUCUUGAAAAUUUGCAACUCGAUAGAAUGGUUGAUACUCAUUUUGAUAAAAGCUCUUAUUUUGAUUAAAAUUGGCUGCCGUCCUUGGUGAAAGUUGAUACAAUUUGUGUGCUGUGCUAAACAUUAACAUUUCGUGCCAUUGGUUGUUAUUGAACAUUGUAAAAUCGAAGGCAAACACAACAAACUGCAAAAUAACAGCAGAUCACAUGCAAUAUCUAAAUUCUAAACUGUUAAAAUAGUUGCAAUUAUGCAAGAAAAGGGAAAGAAACAAGUACAAAGUUAUAUUUAUUACGUUUAUUAUAUUGCGUUCAAUGUUAUAGUUCGUAAUUUAUGUUUUGAAUAAGAUAAAAAAUACAACACAGUUGUAUUCAAUAUAAUCAUCAUAUUGCUCUAAGUGUUAUCGUUUGGAAUUCCAUUAAGACACCAUUGCGUUAAUUGUUAUAGUUUGAAAUGAAUGUUUUUGAUUUGAACUCGAUACAGACACUGAGUGUUUAACAGAAAGUAUCGCAUACCGUUAAAGCCAUUAUACACUUUCGGAACAGAAAACAAAUAAAAGUUCACAUAUUUACAAUUAAUUCACAGGGUUUAC